UGGAGGCUGGGACGAGUGUUGAACUUGAGGCCACCCAGAGGCAACCCCCUGGCUGAUGAUAAGAAGGGCGAAGAGAGAGAAUAACAAUUAGAGGCAGCCAGAGGAGAGAGAACCGGGCUGGAUUCUAAAGCUUUUCGAUGCCGUUAAGAACAUACCUCAACUACAAGGGGAUCCCUCUCCCCACAGAGGGUUUCUCAGAGGAAUCACUCAGCUUUACGGAAAAUGAAUUCCAAAUGCUGGAUGACGAUACAGUUGUUGUCACUUACCCCAAAUCAGGUACCAUUUGGAUGUCAGAGAUCUUGGGCUUGAUUUGGCACAAUGGAGACCCUGCGUGGGUAAGGAGUGCGAUAGUAUGGGACCGGAUGCCCUGGAUUGAGACUGUCGACGGCUUGAAGAUUGCCUUGGAAAGUCCUCCACCCAGGCUCCUAGCUAGUCACCUGCCAUUCCAGCUUUUCCCAAAGUCCUUUCUUCACUCAAAGGCCAAGGUUAUCUACACCAUGCGCGAUCCCAGAGACGUGUUGAUCUCACACUAUCACUUUUCCAAAAUUUUAAAAGUACUGAAGGAGCCCGGUACUGUGGCGGAGUUCCUGGAAACGUUUUUGAAAGGGAAUGUGAUCUAUGGUUCUUGGUUCGAUCAUAUAAAGGGCUGGAUGCAGAUGAAAGAUAAGCCCAACUUCUUCUGGAUCACCUAUGAAGAGUUGCAGCAGGAUCUCCGAGCCAGUGUGGAGAGGAUUUGCCACUUCCUUGGGAAGGAGCUCAACAGUCAUCAGAUCGACGCUGUGGUGGAAAAUGCGUCCUUCAAGAGGAUGCAGGACAACAAAAUGUCCAAUUUGUCUACCUUACCAGAGGAGAUGAUGGACCACAAAGAAGGAAAGUUCAUGAGGAAAGGGAUCUGUGGGGACUGGAAGAACCACCUGACAGUGGCACAGAAAGAACACUUUGACCGUGUUUAUCAGGAGAAUAUGCGGGGCGUGAACAUGACGUUUCCAUGGGAGUGAAGAACGCCAGAUUGUUCUCCUGCUCGGCUCACUGCAGCUCUUCUAAUCUCCUUGACCAAGAAACGGGGUCACUGGUCCAUUCCUGUUCCUCCAGAUGUCAUCAGAUAUAGCUGAAUUGGCAAUGCAGGGCUUCCUACAGCAGAUGGCAGCAGUGGGCAAAAAACACGUAAAUUUGAAAAGCAAGAUCUGGGCCUAAUA
Molecule: messenger RNA, 1196 nt
Organism: Eublepharis macularius
Lineage: Eukaryota; Metazoa; Chordata; Lepidosauria; Squamata; Eublepharidae
Product: sulfotransferase 2B1-like
Exons: 7
Coding region: 138-998 (286 amino acids)
Biological process (GO): sulfation
Cellular component (GO): cytoplasm
Molecular function (GO): sulfotransferase activity
Source: RefSeq, a predicted model, not a curated record